Molecule: messenger RNA, 3156 nt
Organism: Closterium sp. NIES-65
Lineage: Eukaryota; Viridiplantae; Streptophyta; Zygnematophyceae; Desmidiales; Closteriaceae
Source: the annotation of a GenBank genome assembly
AUGUCGAUGCCGCUUCGUUUAACGGCGUCCCCGGCUCGCCAAAUCUCAAAUAUCUCCUUCAAGCGGGUUCCAUUACGUCGAGGCCGCAUGGUCACACGUGGCGCGUCCGAGCAAGAGAAGAAAGCGCUGGUCGUUUCCCCCAAGUCCGCGCCCCCCGCGUUGACCGACAAGUGGCGCGCGGCAUUCUCGAAGGCAACGCAGCGGUUGGUGGAGGUAGACGCGCGCGGGCAGCGGCAGGUGGUGCAGGCGGAGACGCAGAAGCAGCUGGCGGAAGACCGCGCGCGGGGGCGCUGGCAGGUCAUGUGGGAGCGGACGCGCGAGUGGCUGGCGAAGGAGCGCGCGCGCGGGCAGGUAAAAGUGGCGCGGGCGCACGAGAAGGAAAAGGUGGCGGCGGAGAGAGCGGAAGGGCGGUGGGCGUUUGUGAAGGCGAAGGGGGAGCAGCGGAUCACCGCGGCGAGGGUGCGCGGGAUGUACGACGUGGCGCGCGCGAGGGCGAACGAGCGGCUUACUCAAGUGAGGGCGCAGGGGCAGUGGCAGGUGGCGUGGGCCAACGCGCGCAAGAGACUUGCGCAGGCGGAAGGCACGGUCAAGGCGCGCAACGGUGUUGCGCAGGCAGAGGUGGACGCGCGCCUGGCGCAGGAGAAGGCGCGGGAGCGGUUGCAGGUGGCGAGCGCGCGUGAGCGGGCGCGGAUGGCGGAGGAGCAGGCCAAGGGGCGCGUGAUGCUGGCGAGCGCGCGGACGAACCGGCAGCUGGCGAAGGAGAGAUUGCGCGGGCGCGUGAAGGUGGCGUGGGCAAAAGCCAAAGAGCGCAUUGAGAAGGAGCGCGCCAAGGGGCGGUGGGCCGUGACGUGGGCCAAGGCGAACGAGGCGCUGGCGCGGGAAAGGUCGCGCGGCAGGUGGGACGUGCUGGUGGCGUCCUCGAGGCAGCGGCUGGCGGAGGUACGGGAGAAGGGGCGGCUUGAUGUGGCGUGGAGUGGUUGGAAGUGGUUGGAGGAGCAGCAGUGGCCGAGAAGACAGAAGAGAAUCGCCAGCCCUCAGUCGAAGUUGGGCAAUGGCGCCAAGAUCAUCGACCUUCCAGGAGGCCCACAUCCGACCUCCACCUUCGGCCCACGCAAUGCGCUCACACGUUCUGUAGGACCGACCGCGUCGAGCCAUGCAAGCUCUCGAACGGGCUUCGCAGCGACCUCGCGUGGUCUUCCCGUCGGCGUCGGCGGGAGGAGCCUUGGUGGCGUGGCGCGGGGUGGAAGCUGCAUAGGAAAGGAUCGUCGGAGUCGGAGUGAAAUCGUUCGUGCAGCUGCGCAAGGCUCGGCGGUGGAGCAGCAGCAGGUUGACGGGGUGGUGCAGGACGGAGCGUCGCGCACGAGCAGCAACGGCACAGCAGGAGUUACAGAUGAAGAGAUUCUGGCGACGAUCCCCGCGCUCGGUGCGACGUUGGACGACCACGGGGGCUGCGUGUUCCGCGUGUGGGCUCCGCACCCUCAGCGCGCCACCUUAGUCGUCAAGCGCCUCUCGCCUGCCCGCGGUGGCGCUGGUGGCGGUGACGCGGAAGGCGCGGCAGCAGAAGGCGAGAGGGUGGAGAUGGAUCGGGACGGCAACGUAUGGUUCGCGCGAGUUCCGAACGUUGUUGCCGGUGACAAGUACCACUUCUUAUUCGAGUGGGAGGGAAAAAUCCUGGAGAGGCGGGACGCGAGGGCGCGCGCGACGGACUACGAGAGCAACGACUGCAUCGUCGUGGACCCGCGCUUCACCUGGACCCCCUUUGAGCCACCCCCGUUUGAGGCCCUCAAUAUUUAUCAGCUGCACGUUGGCGCUUUCACUGGGCGACUGCCGGGUGGAGGCACGUUCGCCGGCCUCAAGGAAAAGCUGCCGUACAUCAAGAGCCUUGGAUUCAACGCCGUUCAGAUGCUGCCAGUGCACGAGUACUGCGGGCAGUGGGGCUACAACCCCCGCCUGCUCUUCGCCCCCCACCCCUUCUACGGCUCCCCCCUGGAGCUCCGAGAGCUGGUCGACGCCGCCCAUUCCCAAGGCAUGGCGGUCAUCUUCGACGUGGUGCUGCACCAUCUGGCUCCCAACCUCAACAGCCUGUGGGAGUAUGAUGGGCCCACCAAGAAGGGAGGGCUGUACUUUGACGGGGGGGGCGACUCAUCAUGGGGCAAGACCUUUGCGUGGUGGCAGCAGGAGGUGAAGGACAUGGUGCUGGAUGCUGCUCGCCUCUUCCUCCACGAGUACAACGGCGACGGGCUGCGGUUUGACUGUGUGCACGCCAUGCCGUGGAAGGUGUCGCAGAGCCUCACGUGGCACCUGCACCGCGAGUUCCCCCACCGCAUCCUCAUCUCCGAGAUCACGCCCGAGGUACCCGAGGUGCUGACAGACGCGGGGUACGACGCGACGUGGAUGCACACGUCCUUCUACAAGAUGCGCUCCUUCACGCUCUCCGAUGGCCCCCGCCCCCUGGGCCGCCUGCAGGCGCUGCUCACCCUGCUGCCCGGCUACUCCAAGUCAACGCAGUGUGUGAAGUACUUCCUGGGGUCGCACGACCAGGUCGGGUGCCGCAGAGAUGGCAGAUAUGACGAUGACAUACAGGGUUACCACAGGUACGCUGUGGACCUGUUUGGAGGCCGUGAGGACUGGACUGCGCGCGCCAAAGUGCGCAUGUGGUUCGCCUGCCAGGUGUGCGCACAGGGCAUACCAAUGACGUUCAUGGGGUCGGAGACCAUGCAUCCCAGGUGGUGGGGGGUCACCCCCAGGGACAUGCUUGACUGGCAGUACACUGAGGACGCAGUGGGGCAGCAGAUGCAGGCGCUGGUGCGGGCGGCCAACGGGCUGCGGGCGGCGAGUGCAGCGCUGCAGCGAGGGGCGUUUGAGACGGUGCACUACGACGAGGUCAACUGCGUCAUCGCCUUCAGGCGCCAGACUGAGAGCGAGGCACUCCUGGUGGUGGUGAAUGCGGGCGAGGCCCAGUGGGAGAAGGCCGACUAUGGUGUUCGGGUGGGUGGCGGUGAUCAGCCGUAUGUAGAGGUGUUCAACUCGCAAGAUGCCGAGUAUGGGGGGUGGGCCACAUCUGGCAAUGCUGGCAAGCAGCUGACCCCGAACCAUGGCAAGCUCUUCGUCAACCUGCCCAAGUGGGGCGUGCUGGUCUUCAGACCCGCGGAGUAA